AUGGCGGCCUUCUCGCGAGCAACAUCACUCCUUCUCAGCAAAUCAGUCAACGUUCGAUGCUCUCAGAAACUACUCUGUCACUUUGAACCAUCCACACUUACCUCGCCGGGAUUCGAUAAAAGCCAUCUUCUUAACAAAGCUAUCUACAAUGGUAUGUCUCUUACAGGCCAUACAUCGCCGGACACCAACGGUUUUCAGAACAAGCAACCGCUAACGGCGAAACCUCUGGGAAUCAUACCAACGUCAAGCCUGGGUACCGCUGUGCCGUUGGUACACAGCACGAUCCCGCCACAGCAAGGCAAGACCACCACCACCACCAAAGUCUGGGACGCGCAUAAGAAGGACACCACUCCCCCCCUUGCAUUGCGUUCCUACUCCUACGCGUCUGGCACUAAUGGCGUGCCGCUCAACCGCAACAAGACCUUCGCGGGUCGCCGCUACAAGGCGCAACUUGAUAUCAUGCAGGACCAGAAAUGCUUACGUAGCAGCAUGGACGAUUUCCUCGUUCAGCUCUGGAGCAUUAUUGUUAGCGGGUUUCAUCCUGCUCUGGUCUACAUGGGCGCGGUAAUGUUGACUAUCAGUCUGAGCACGAUAAUCAUGGCGUUAUCGAUAAUAUUCUUUUAUUAG
Molecule: messenger RNA, 627 nt
Organism: Daldinia caldariorum
Lineage: Eukaryota; Fungi; Ascomycota; Sordariomycetes; Xylariales; Hypoxylaceae
Exons: 3
Coding region: 1-627 (208 amino acids)
Source: RefSeq, a predicted model, not a curated record